AUGGUCACCUACUUUGGAUGUUCCCCAAAACAAGAGGAAAUUGAAGUUAUGAAGAGUUUCAUGGAUGAUGAUUUAAGACUGUCCAUUUUUGACGUUAGCAAUAGGACCUUCUCGGUUGCUAGUGUUUUGUCAAAGCAACAUUAUCUUAUUGGAGUCAUACUGGAUGGCGAUUGUCCGAAUAUUGAAUCGUUUUUGAUGGAAUGCGCAAAUUUGAAAUUUCUAUUUGACACGUACCACUGGUUGGUUUUCUCUUCUGACUACUCAGUGAUAGACACGUUUGGAAAUGUCAAUUUGUUUAUAAAUGCAGAUGUAAGCGUCGCAAUACCCGAUAAUGCUGGGAUAUUGGUAAACUGGACGAUACUGGACGUUUAUAAUCCAGCUAAACCAAAAGGUGGUGAUUUAAAAGUGAUCAAUGCAGGGUUUUACAAUCAAGACGAUGGGUUUAACAUCGAUUUGGUGUGGAACAGGUAUUAUCAACGUCAAAAUAUGACUGGGACCACUUUCGAAGUAGGCAUGGUGAUUCCGGAAAAUAUCAGUAUUUCACUAGAUGAAUACCUUAAAAGUGAUUCAGAAAGAAAUAAUAAUACCUUUAGUCGAUUUAAUGCCGUUACAGUAGAACUGUGUCAGGAUUUUUACAAUUUUUCAAUGAUUAAAAGUAUUACUGACUCUUGGGGUUAUAUACAAGAGGAUGGAGAAUUAGAUGGGUUAUCUAGGGCUUUACAGGACGACAAGUUAGAUUUCGGACUGGCUGCACUUUUAUAUAGAGAGUUUAGGUUAAAAGUGCUAGAUUUUGGUUAUGGCAAUUGGGUAAUGAAGUCAACUUUUAUCUUUCGUCACCCCAAAAAUACGUUAAGUUCGUACGAACUUUAUUUGCGACCAUUAGAUGAAGGAGUUUGGUUUUCAACUUUAGUGGCCCUUGCGCUUAUGGUCAUCGUAUUGAAAUUUAUUGUUACUCAUGAAAUUCAAUUAUUAGACCGGUUUCACCAGGAGUCUAGUGUGGGUGAAAGUAAUUGGAGUUUUUUGAUUAUUUAUAAUAUUGGAGAGCUUUGCCAACAAGGUUUUUCUUAUAUACCUGUUCUCUCAAGUGGUCGAAUUGUGGUUCUGAGCGUUUUGGUGUUUUUCUUUUUGAUCUUUCAAUUUUAUUCGGCUAGUAUUGUUUCCUUUUUGCUGUUACCUCCAAGAAGGACCAUUACAACCGUUAUGGAUUUACUAAGAAGUUCAUUGGAGGUUGGUAUGGAAGAUGUGCUGUACGAUGUCGAUUAUAUGAAAACAACGACAGAUCCAGUAGCGGUAGCCCUUUACGAUACAAAAAUUAAACAACCGAACAAUGAGCUAAACUUUUUAAAGGCCCGCGAAGGUUUAGAGAAAGUGAAAUUAGGGGCUUACGCUUUUCAUACUCAAACCAGCACUGGCUAUCCGAUUGUGGAAAGAACAUUUGAGGAAAGAGCUAUAUGCGAACUUGCAGAAGUCCAACUGUACAAGCCAGUGUACGCAAACAUGGCAUUAGCGAAAAAGUCGCCCCUUAGGGAACUGUUUCUUUAUUGCAAUCUUCAUCAAAUGGAAGUUGGAAUACUGCACAGACUGAGGAGACAUUGGGACGCACGUAAACCCCAAUGCAUUGAUUUUACUCGUUACUUGGAAGUUGAGGUGGGAUUGGGCGAAUCUUUUGGAGCUUUGAUUUUAUUGGGCAUUGGGAUCGUCGUUAGCUUGAUUGUGUUGUUAUUGGAAUAUACUUGGAAUAAAUGGCGCAUGAGUAUUCCAGCAAAGAGAGGUUGAUCGAUCACAUCACUAGUUAGUUUUGUAUAGUUGGCCAUUUUCCUAAUCUUAUAACGCACUACAUUGUAAAAUUCUUAUUAGAAGAUGUUACCUGUUAUAGUGAUAGUUAAAUAAUAAAAACCUGCAGCAGUUUAGUAGGUACUCGAAAAAUCACGAAGCUAUGGGCACAAAUUCAUUUGAUAGUAGCAAAAAAAACAAAAGCAAUUUGAUUCGGCUCAAAGAAGGACGGGCUACAUAGGUACGACGACUCGGUUUUAAUUUUACAUAAAUUCUUUAUUAUUUACUUUAUACUUUGUAAAAACGUGUAACGAAUUUAAUGUAAUAUUAUUAUGUUUAAUUUUUUUAUUUGUUAACACGCACUAUACAAGAUUGGAGCGUGGACAACUUAUGUGUUAGUAAGAUAGUACUGCAGAAAUGGUAAUAAUUUUGGCAACAUUUUUACGAAUUAAUAACAUAAUAAUUAAUAACAUUUUUACGAAACCUUUCGAUUUUUUGUCAAUAUAAAUCUUUCCGACCAAUAUAAUGAAAAGUAGAGGAAAGUAUUCCAAAGUUAAUGGAGUUUCUUCCUCUUUCGAUCGUUGUGCCAGCCGUUCGAACCUUGAAUAUUGCCGAUAUUUUUUUGUAAAGUACUAAAAUUGACCCGUACGUCCAAAACCGUGCAUUUUUUAUAAGGAAAUUAAAUCUCUAUUUGGAAAUGUUAACAAUUUUGAUUUUUUCGUAUGAUUGUUUAAGUAGGAGAUAUUGACAUUUAAGCUAGAAAAAAGGUUACUUAGCAACCUCAAAUCCUUGUCAAACAACCGUCAAACAAACCGUAAUUCACUCAUCUCAUUAAUUUUUAUUUUGGUGUUCAUAAGACAUAGGCACGCCUGGACCCGGCGGAUGCGCCGCCUCGCCUUGCUCAGGUAGAUAUUUGCUCACGGUUCCAAAUCUUCGCGCAUGACACUGUGACUAUUCUUUGCGACCGUAUUUUCGAAUUUACUCCUCAAAACAUAGAGCUAUUAGGUGUAGCAUUACUUCUUGCAACAGCACCUUUCCUUUAUGCCCCAAGGUUGGGCGUCAUUAUGCAACGAGUUUGCAUAUUAAAGGGGUUGAUCCUCCCCUCUGUGGAAUAAAAUCUCGACUUUUUUCGAAAUUAACUUGAAAUUUUUUGUUCUGGUCCAUUGCUAACCCUAAAUCUAAAUUUUACGGUGGCGUACUUACUGAAAAUUUCUUCUUUCUUAUUCUUCAGAAAAUUAACCUGGUUUUGGAUGUAUUGAUGAAGAAUCUAAUAAUGAAAAUAGUUCCAGUUUACACUUCCUUUUACAGGAUUUUUUAUGAUUUUAAGAAUAACUAUAUCAAUUUCGUGACCACGGUGUUUUGAACUAACCAUUAAGUCAGUGUCAAACUUAACAACAAUAUAUAGCACAAUUCACCUAAAUAAUGAAAAUGGACUCCUUAAUUUGAAGGUUUUCUCCGAGGGGUAAACCGCUAGCAAAAAUUUGUACACCAAAUACCUUUUCCUGAAGAAAUUCCCUUUAAUUCCUUAAUUCCUCCUAAUUUUUUAUUUCCUAUUAAUACCUUAAUUAUAGCCAUGAACUCCUCAAAACAUUGUUAUUUCCUAUUAAUACCUUACUCUCAAUUCUCCACAAUUUUUUUUAUUUCCUAUUAAUACCUACCUACAUUAUUGCUCUGAAUUCCCCACAAUUCUUACAACAGCUCUAUUCUCUAUAAUUGGGCUACAUAGCAGGAGGACGGGUGUUUGAACCUGGGCUGAGGUAAGCAUUUUUCAUUUGUAUCAGAGAUAGGAAUUUCCUUAGAUCAGUUUC
Messenger RNA from Photinus pyralis (common eastern firefly), 3581 nucleotides. RefSeq names its product ionotropic receptor 75a-like. Gene Ontology annotation, molecular function: ligand-gated monoatomic ion channel activity. Gene Ontology annotation, cellular component: membrane. The transcript has 8 exons. The coding region runs from base 1 to 1776 and encodes 591 amino acids. Lineage: Eukaryota; Metazoa; Arthropoda; Insecta; Coleoptera; Lampyridae. The record is from RefSeq and is a predicted model, not a curated record.